UCUGAAGUCUGAACUGAUAUUGUUGUUUAUUUUUUGCCAACGUGUUUAAUCCUGCGAUAAAGUUCAAUUCCCUUUUAAAUUACGAUUUUGAUGUGAUAACUGAUAAGAGGAUCAAAAAUCUAUGCUUGAUAUUUUUAAAUUUGAUAAAGCAAUUGAUGAUUGAAACCAAGCAAGACGAAUAGGUACAACUUGUAUAAAAAUUUAUGAAAAUACCAUAGCUUUUGCUAUUUCAACAAGUCGUCAUGUCAUCGGUUCAUAUUUUCAACGUUGAAAUGACUUGCGAAGGUUGCUCUGGGGCUGUUGAAAGAGUUCUUAACAGAUUAAAAGGACAGGGAGUUGAGGACAUAUCAAUAAGUUUAGCUGAACAGAAAGUAUUGGUUACUUCUACACUUACAGCAGACCAACUUCUUGAAGUUAUAAAGAAAACUGGAAAGAAGACACAAUAUGUUGGUAAACAGUAAUCUUAGAUUAGAAUAUUUAUAUAAAAAACUAAGGCAGGUAAACAAUGUGAUGCUAAAAUGUGUCAAUCUAUUAUUAUUAUAAUAUUAUUCUUUGUAAAUAUUGUGUAGCUAAUCAUAUUUCAGAAGAUUUGAUUUCAAUGAGUUUUAAACAUGUCAUAUAAAUAUUUUUUUGUUAAACAUUUAUAUAUUUUAAGUGUAAAUGGAAUUUUUUAGAUAGUUGAUGUCUCAAAGACUAAAAUAUGUCAUUAUGAAUAACCACAGUGUCUACAGUAUUUCCUAAAUAAAUAAUAUACAUUUUGUUC
This is a messenger RNA of Zerene cesonia (dogface butterfly), 763 nucleotides long. RefSeq names its product copper transport protein ATOX1 (gene Atox1). Gene Ontology annotation, biological process: copper ion transport. Lineage: Eukaryota; Metazoa; Arthropoda; Insecta; Lepidoptera; Pieridae. Gene Ontology annotation, molecular function: metal ion binding; copper chaperone activity. The transcript has 2 exons. The record is from RefSeq and is a predicted model, not a curated record. Bases 243 to 461 code for a protein of 72 amino acids. Gene Ontology annotation, cellular component: cytosol.